Physeter macrocephalus (sperm whale) is the source of this 1116-nucleotide messenger RNA. Its product is annotated as G2/mitotic-specific cyclin-B1-like. Gene Ontology annotation, biological process: regulation of cyclin-dependent protein serine/threonine kinase activity; mitotic cell cycle phase transition; mitotic metaphase chromosome alignment. NCBI's taxonomy places the organism in Eukaryota, Metazoa, Chordata, Mammalia, Artiodactyla, Physeteridae. Gene Ontology annotation, cellular component: nucleus; cyclin B1-CDK1 complex; cytoplasm. Gene Ontology annotation, molecular function: cyclin-dependent protein serine/threonine kinase regulator activity. The record is from RefSeq and is a predicted model, not a curated record.
AUGGCGCUGUGGAUCACCAGGAACAUGAAAAUUAAUGCUGAAAAUAAGGCGAAGGUCAGUAUGGCAGGCACAAAGCACGUGCCUGUGGCCACUGUUGCAACCUCUAAGCCCGGGCUGAGGCCAAGAACAGCUCUUGGAGACAUUGGCAACAAAGUCAGUGAACAGCCACAGGCCAAAUUGCCCCUGAAAAAUGAAGCAAAAACUUUAGGUGCUGGAAAAGUUAUUGCUAAAAAACUGCCAAAACCUCUGGAAAAGGCUCCUGUACCUGUGCCGGAGCCCCAAACAGAGCUGGAUCUGGAGCCAGAGCCAGAACCCAAGCCUGUUAAAGAAGAGAAACUUCCCCCUGAGCCUAUUUUGGUUGAUACUCCCUCUCCAAACCCCAUGGAAACAUCUGGCUGUGCCCCUGCAGAAGAGUAUCUGUGCCAGGCUUUCUCUGAUGUAAUUCUUGCAGUGAAUGAUGUGGAUGCAGAAGACGGAGCGAAUCCAAACCUUUGUAGUGAAUAUGUAAAAGAUAUCUAUGCUUAUCUGAGACAACUUGAGGAAGAGGAAGCAGUCAGACCAAAAUACCUACUGGGUCAUGAAGUCACUGAAAGCCAUCCUAAUUGGCUAGUGCAUGUUCAAAUGAAAUAGUUACUCCAGGAGACCAUGUACAUGACUGUUUCCAUUAUUGAUCAGUUCAUGCAGGAUAGUUGUGUGCCCAAGAAGAGGCUGCAGCUGGUUGGUAUCACUGCCAUGUUUAUUGCAAGCAAAUAUGAGGAAAUGUACCCUCAAGAAAUUGGUGACUUUGCCUUUGUGACUGACAACACUUACACUAAGUACCAAAUCAGACAGAUGGAAAUGAAGAUUCUAAGAGCUUUAAAUUUUAGUCUGGGUCACCCUCUACCCCUGCAUUUCCUUCGGAGAGCAUCCAAGAUUGGAGAGGUUGAUGCUGAGCUACAAACUUUGGCCAAAUAUCUGUGAACUAUGUUGGACUACGAUAUGGUGCACUUUCCUCCUUCUCAGGUUGCAGCGGGAGCUUUUUGCUUAGCACUGAAUAUUCUUGAUAAUGGUGAAUGGACAAAAAAGAACAAGUAUGCCACAUCUAAGCAUGCUAAGAUCAGCACUCUAGCACUGUGA